UAAAAACGCAGCCUUCACCCCAAAAUAAAAACAGAGCAUAGGCAUAGAUGGUAAGCAGUUGAUUGAAGUCCGGCAACCUGUCAUGUUUUCAAAGAGAUUUGCAGUACAACUCCAAAGCUGUGUCAGACAAUUCUGUACAACAAAGUGUUUAACAGCUAACGCUCAGGCUUUUGAAUAUCCAUCUGUAUCCUCAAAACUUGUUAAAGAACUUCAAGGGAUUGUUGGUCAAUCAAAUGUAUCCACAGCUGAAGCAGUUAGAGAACAACAUGGUCAUGAUGAAUCAUAUCACAAAUCUUCCCCUCCAGAAUUGGUUGUAUUUGCAGAGAAUGUAGAACAUGUUAGUCAUGUUGCUAAACUAUGUAAUAAUAACAACAUACCAUUAAUACCAUUUGGUACUGGAACUGGUUUGGAAGGUGGUAUUAAUGCUAUUAAGGGAGGUGUUUGUUUAGAUUUAAAUAAAAUGAACAAUAUAUUAGCUGUUAAUCAAGAAGAUUUUGAUUGUACUGUUGAAGCUGGUGUAUCUAGACAAACAUUAAAUAGUUAUCUGAGAGAUACUGGUCUAGUGUUCCCUAUAGAUCCUGGUGCAGAUGCCUCAUUAUGUGGUAUGUGUGCUACAAGUGCAUCUGGUACCAAUGCUGUAAGAUAUGGUACCAUGAGAGAAAAUGUUUUAAAUUUGGAAGUGGUAUUGCCAGAUGGGAGAGUUUUUGAUACUGCUGGUAAAGGCAGGAGGACAAAGAAAACCUCAGCAGGUUAUAAUUUAACUAAUUUGUUUGUUGGUUCUGAAGGAACACUAGGUAUUAUAACUAAAGCUACACUUCGAUUAUAUGGUAUACCAGAAUGUACUGCCAGUGCUGUAUGUAGUUUUCCAUCAGUAAAAAACGCAGUAGAUACAACUGUCAAUAUAUUACAAUGUGGAAUACAGAUGGCAAGAAUAGAGUUUUUGGAUGAAGUAGCUAUUGAUGCCUUUAAUAAGUACAGUAAAUAUGAUAUGAAAGUGGCACCUUCUUUGUUUAUGGAAUUUACUGGAAAUGAAGGAACUUUGGCAAAGCAGGUUGAUUUAGUGAGUGAAAUAGUAAAUAUGAAUGAAGGGUCAGAUUUUAAAUGGGCAGAAGAAGCAGAAGAGAAGAAUAGGUUAUGGAAGGCCAGACAUGAUAUAGUGUAUGCCUGUAUGGCUCUACAACCUGGAUCUAAGCCAUAUUCUACUGAUGUUUGUGUACCAAUAUCAAGAUUACCUGAUGUUAUAGUUAGAAGUAAGGAAUUGAUAGAUGCUGCUGGUAUAAUAGGCUUUACACUAGGACAUGUUGGAGAUGGAAAUUUCCAUAAUCUUUUCUUAAUAAAUGAUGACAUGCCAGAUCAAAAAGCAAAAGCCAUUAAACUUUCCAAACAGAUAGCAAAAAUUGCUCAAGAAUUAGAUGGUACAUGUACAGGGGAACAUGGUAUUGGAUUAGGUAAGAAAGAAUUGUUAUUAAGAGAAAUUGGAGAAGAAGGCUUAGAGAUCAUGAAACAAGUGAAAUCUACAUUUGAUCCUAAUAAUAUUAUGAACCCUGGCAAAGUAUUUGUUUAACCAUCUAUAUUUCAUCAAGUGUAAAAAAUCAGGUACCUUAUUCACAGAAACAGACACGGAAAUGCUUUUAAAAAGCUCUUCAACUGAUUGGCCAAUCACUAAAAUUGAUUUUAGAUUUAAUUUGAUGGAAGAAUUACAUAUCUUAAAAUCUUGAUUUGAUUCAAGUUAAGGAUGUGAGAAUGAGACUCCAGAUCAAUAUAACAGAAACAAGCAUCUUAAAUAAUUGAAUGUUGGUACCAAAAGAGAAACAAUUAAAUUUCUAUACCACUAUUGAGUCUGACAUUCAAACAAAUUCAAAUUGACCGAGAUUUUCUGAAUUUAUGCAAACAGAGUCAGUGUGAAUGAUUUACGAUGUGAUUUAAAUAGCUGAUUACUCUAAUGUAAAUAAAAUUAGGAACUAAUGAUCUUAGUAAUUAAAAAGAGAUGUCAAAAUGUAUUUUAUUCAGCUGGACUGUAUUAAGUGAAUUAUAUAUGUAAUUGUCUAUGUUAUAAUGUUGAUAAUCGUUGAUGUUCAUACAUACUGUUUUAUAUAUGAUUAUAAUAUAAUAAACCUUUUAUAAACAU
Messenger RNA from Lottia gigantea (owl limpet), 2128 nucleotides. RefSeq lists its product as hypothetical. Gene Ontology annotation, molecular function: D-lactate dehydrogenase (cytochrome) activity; FAD binding; D-lactate dehydrogenase (NAD+) activity. Gene Ontology annotation, biological process: lactate catabolic process. Gene Ontology annotation, cellular component: mitochondrion. The coding region runs from base 83 to 1564 and encodes 493 amino acids. The record is from RefSeq and is a predicted model, not a curated record. NCBI's taxonomy places the organism in Eukaryota, Metazoa, Mollusca, Gastropoda, Lottiidae. The transcript has 12 exons.